This is a messenger RNA of Arvicola amphibius (Eurasian water vole), 3482 nucleotides long. It is a transcript of the gene Ubap1, whose product is annotated as ubiquitin associated protein 1. Bases 1070 to 2578 code for a protein of 502 amino acids. The transcript is spliced from 7 exons. Gene Ontology annotation, biological process: ubiquitin-dependent protein catabolic process via the multivesicular body sorting pathway. NCBI's taxonomy places the organism in Eukaryota, Metazoa, Chordata, Mammalia, Rodentia, Cricetidae. Gene Ontology annotation, molecular function: ubiquitin binding. Gene Ontology annotation, cellular component: ESCRT I complex. The record is from RefSeq and is a predicted model, not a curated record.
GGACGACCGGCCACGACUCUACAGUCUCGGACCCCGGCUCUUGUCCCGCCCUGGCCCCUGGUUCCUGUCCCCAGCUGGAACUCCCUAAGCCUCUGUUGGGGUUCUGGCCAUCUUGCAGGCCUGGAAGCCCUCACCUGCUGGCCCUGAGCGUCGCUCCCGGCUCCAGGCGAGGCAGGCGCUUUCCGCUUCCUGCUAACUGCUUUCCGGGCCAUAGUGGGCAGCGCCGCCGUGGCCCCGCAGCCACAUGGGGCGGAGGAAGCAAGGGGCGGCAGGGCGGCGGGUCAUAUACCGGGCCCCGGGGCCGCGCGCUUUCGUGCGCCCGGCCCGGAAAAUGGCCCGGCCCCGGGGAGGCAGGCGAUCAAAGAAAGGCACGUAAAAGGAAGGAGGGGAAAAUCAGGGUAAGGAAAGGGAAGGGAAGGGGAAGGCAAAGCAGGAUCAGGCAGCUUUCCGACAGCCAGGUCUGGAAAGGACGGCGAGCGGCGAGAACCAAAACACCCCCUCCUUCUUGCCCGAGCCCCGUCACUCCUGCGCAGCCGCACAUCGCAGCAUGUCGCCACGGAGACGCCGCCUUGACCAGAGGGGUGGGACUUAAGGACUGCAAAGAAAAUUGGUGUCCACGGAGAACUUCCGCUUGCCUUUUGCCCGUGGCGUUUUAGCUGUGGCCAAGCUGUGGCCAAAGGAAUCUAGCAUUUCCUCAGCCAGCUCAUCCUCUGGCAUGCGGAAGUAAGUAUGAGCUGUCUCGCUGCCGGUGGGAAGCCCUUCCAAUCUUUGGCCUCUAUAACCAUCCUGGCUGGAUUAAAGGUAUUCUAGAGACCCCGAUGGAUGCCGGUUAGCAAUCAGACUGUUAAAACACUGGACUGAAAUUGCAGUUUCCCUGGGAGUCCAUGCUGGGAGAAGGAAAAGACUAGGGCCAACCGAGGAACUUGACUCCAGGAAAAGAUGUUUCACAGUUCCGAAAACUUGUCAGACUACCUUACCAGAGAAACUGGAAAUGAAGAGAUGAUGGAUGCGCCCACACCUCGACAAAGGACUGCUUAGUUACACGUACCUCUUGGCGUCUAUGUUCUAAAUGGCUUCUAAGAAGUUGGGUACAGAUUUUCAUGGGACUUUCAGUUACCUUGAUGAUGUCCCAUUCAAAAUAGGAGACAAAUUCAAAACACCAGCUAAAGUUGGUCUACCUAUUGGCUUCUCCUUGCCUGAUUGCUUACAGGUUAUCAGAGAGGUGCAGUAUGACUUCUCCUUGGAAAAGAAAACCAUUGAGUGGGCCGAAGAUAUUAAGCUAAUCCAAGAAGCUCAGCGAGAAGCAGAGCGGAAGGCUGAGGAUGCAGAAGCUAAAGUGACUUCUAAGAGUGGCCCAGAGGGUGACAGCAAAAUGAGCUUCUCCAAGACUCAUAAUCCAGCCACAAUGCCGCCUCCGAUUAACCCCAUCCUUGCCAGCUUACAGCACAACAGCAUCCUCACUCCAACUCGGGUCAGCAGUAGUGCCACAAAGCAGAAAGUUCUCAGCCCACCCCACACAAAAGCGGAUUUCAAUCCUGCUGACUUUGAGUGCGAAGAGGACCCGUUUGAUAAUCUGGAGUUAAAAACCAUCGAUGAGAAGGAAGAACUGAGAAAUAUUCUGGUAGGAACCACUGGACCCAUAAUGGCUCAGUUACUGGACAGUAACUCACCCAGAGGAAGCUCGGGUUCUGUGUUACAGGACGAGGAGGUCUUGGCCUCCUUGGAGCAGGCAACCUUAGAUUUCAAGCCUCUUCAUAAACCCAAUGGCUUUAUAACCUUACCGCAGUUGGGCAACUGUGAAAAGAUGUCGCUGUCUUCCAAAGUGUCCCUGCCCCCUGUCCCUACAGUAAGCAAUAUCAAAUCUCUGUCCUUCCCCAAACUUGACUCUGAUGACGGCAGUCAGAAGACAGUCAAGCUUGCGAGCACUUUCCAUAGCGCAUCCUGCCUCCGAAGCGGCACACCCCGGGGUUUCCUGAAGCCUUCCACCCAAAGCAGUGCCAGUGAGCUCAAUGGGGACCAUGCUCUUGGGCUUUCAGCUUUGAACUUGAACAGUGGUACAGAGGUGCCAACCCUGAUGUCCUCCCAGAUGCCUUCCCUGUCUGUCUUGUCUGUGUGUACAGAAGAACCAUCACCUCCAAAUACAUGUCCCACAGUCACCCCUCUAAAUUUCUCAGUGUCACAAGUGCCCAACAUGCCCAGCUGUCCCCAGGCCUAUUUGGAACUGCAGGCACUGUCUCCGAGUGAGCGGCAGUGUGUAGAGACAGUAGUCAACAUGGGCUACUCAUAUGAUUGUGUCCUGAGAGCCAUGAAGAAGAAAGGAGAGAAUAUUGAGCAGAUUCUCGACUAUCUCUUUGCACACGGACAGCUUUGUGAGAAGGGCUUUGACCCUCUUUUAGUGGAGGAGGCUCUGGAAAUGCACCAGUGUUCAGAAGAGAAGAUGAUGGAGUUUCUUCAGUUGAUGAGCAAGUUUAAGGAAAUGGGCUUUGAACUGAAAGACAUUAAGGAAGUUUUGCUAUUACACAACAACAACCAGGACAAUGCUUUGGAAGACCUCAUGGCCCGGGCUGGAGCCAGCUGAGACCAGGCCCUGCCAUGGCCCUGCCACGGCCCCACCAUCCCCCAGGAUGCACAGCUCACUCGCGGGCAGGAAGGACAUGCUUCCAGAUUUCCUUUGGGAAUUAGGCCAGAUGUGGAGAUGACAUUUGCUAGUCUCUGUGAGCCCAGGCCUGAGCUGGGGGAAAGUAGGAAGACUUGGGCAUACAAAUGCCCUGCUGGCUCCUUCAAUAUUAAACAUAUCUGUAUUCUGAGAAGUGUCCUUCCCACAUUGGCCUGUCAGAAAGAACACUUGGAUCUUUCUGGGGUCUCUUAUUUCCUCAGCCAAAACCUGGCCUGGUUCCCAAGAGGAGUGGGAAGAAGAGGAGGGGCAUACUGCUGUUUGGGGGCUAGAUGCCUUCCUCUCUGCCACACCACAGGCAGACUGAACUCCAACCUGAGUCGAAUACAAGCAAGAGGUUCUUCCAGGGGCCCACCUUCCCCAGCAGUUCUUAGUGUUACACUGGUUCUGGAAUGUCUCUGCGGUACAAAAGAUGCACUUUUCCUCAUGGGACAAAGUCUUCUGCUAGGCAGUUCCCAUGUGUCCCUGUCCAGACUGUUUCUUGUGGAUUAGACAUAAUCCUCUACUGCCCAGGGCAUUGGAGCCCCUGUGCUAGGAAGCUGUUGGCAGUUUGAGUAAUCAUUGACCCUUCUCAGCUCACUGAGAAAACAGGCCACGACUAGUCACUCAGCACUAAUCCCAGUUCUUAAACAGCCUCCUCCAGCCCUGCUUUAGGACGACACAGUGAGUAACACCUAGGCAUAGAAACCACUCGGGUUUGUUUGUAUUAUGUUCUACACCAUUAAAGAUAUAAUACAGUCUUGAAUCUAAAAUAAUUUGCUAACUAUUUUGAUUCUUCAGAGAACUACUAAUAAAAACCUAAAAGGUA